AGAUUAGUGAGGGAUUAGUGCACCCUUCAGAGCACUUGCCCACAAAACACUUUGAACUUCUACAGGUUCUAACCCAUCUGUAUCUCUCAGACAGUGUUCUUACACACCACAUAGGGUGCUUUCUGAGCUGCAUCAAGCAUGAAGGAUUACUACAUGACCUACUCUGUAGCAUGGUAUACACUCACUGGCCUUUUUAAUAGAAACAUUUGUAGGCUCACAGAAAAUGGAUGGUUGAAGAUUUGUAAAAAGACCAGGUGAUGGUUUUUUUCCCAUCUUUAACUGCCCAGUAUUGGUGAGCCCGUGGCCACUGUAUCCUCAGAUUCCUGUUUUUGGUUGACUGGAGUGGAACCCGAUGUAGUCAUCGACUGUUGGAGCCUAUCUUCCUCAAGGUUUGAAGUGUUCUAUUUUCUGAGAUGCUUUUCUGUUCACCACAGUUGUAAAGAGUGAUUAUUUGAUUUACUGCAGAUUUCCUGUCAGCUCAAACAAGUCUGGGGAAGCCAUGGUCUAAUGGUUAGAAAAGCAGUUUUGGGACCAAAAGGUUGCCAGUUUGAUUCCCUGGACCAGCAGAAAUGGCUGUAGUGCCCUUGAACAAGGCCCCUAACCCCAACUGCUCCUCAGGCUGCUCUGGAUGGCCUGGAUAUGCAGUCAUCAUGGGACCCCUGUGCCAGCAAUGAGUGUAGGAUUACUACUACUGAUGUGUGCAACAUGGGCCGAACCAUACAGGACCCCUUACACUGUGACAGACCGUGAUCAAUAUAACCCCAGAGAUCACCACCAAAACACUGAGUAUCAUCGAGACACCAGUGACAGCAGGACGACUGAGUGUCGGCGAUGUUGUGAUCCAGGCGAGGAGCCACAACAAUAUCACAGCACUUACCCACAAUACCAGGUGGUUCCACAGAUAAACAUCACCAUCCUUAAAGGAGAAAAGGGAGAAAGCGGAGAGCGUGGACCCUAUGGCAAAGUAGGCAAGACAGGGCAGACAGGCCCAAAAGGACCCAAUGGCUUAAAGGGCUCCAAGGGCAAUAUGGGAACCCCAGGAGAACCCUGUAAAUCCUACUAUUCUGCCUUCUCUGUAGGCCGAAAGAAAGCCCUGCAUAGCAACGACUACUACCAGACGCUGGUGUUUGACACAGAAUUAGUCAACCUGUAUGGCCAUUUCAACAUGUUUUCAGGCAAAUUCUUUUGCUACGUGCCAGGAAUUUACUUCUUCAGCCUCAACGUGCACACAUGGAACCAGAAGGAGACAUACCUGCAUGUGAUGAAAAACGAGCAAGAAAUGGCCAUCCUGUAUGCACAGCCCAGUGAUCGCUCCAUCAUGCAGAGCCAGAGCCUGAUGCUGGAGCUGGAGAGAGAUGAUGAGGUGUGGGUUCGUCUCUAUAAGGGCGAGAGAGAGAAUGCCAUCUUCAGUGAUGACUUUGAUACCUACAUCAUAUUCAGUGGCUACCUCAUCAAAGCCAAGAAUGAAGUUUAGCAGACCUCAGUGAUGUACUAGCAAGCGUAAAAUACAGUGGUGUUUGAAAGUUUGUGAACCCUUUAGAAUUUUCUAUAUUUCUGCAUAAAUAUGACCUAAAUCAUCAGAUUUUCACACAAGUCCUAAAAGUAAAGAGGACCCAGUUAAACAAAUGAGACAAAAAUAUUAUACUUUGUCAUUUAUUUAUUGAGGAAAAUGAUCCAAUAUUAUAUAUCUGUGAGUGAUAAAAGUAUGUGAACCUUUCCUUUCAGUAUCUGGCGUGACCCCCUUGUGCAGCAAUAACUGCAACUAAACGUUUCCGGUAACUGUUGAUCAGUCCUGCACACCGGCUUGGAGGAAUUUUAGCCCAUUCCUCCAUACAGAACAGCUUCAACUCUGGGAUGUUGGUGGGUUUCCUCACAUGAACUGCUCGCUUCAGGUCCUUCCACAACAUUGUGAUUGGAUUAAGGUCAGGACUUUGACUUGGCCAUUCCAAAACAUUGACUUGAUUCUUUUUUAACCAUUCUUUGGUAGAAUGACUUGUGGGUGCAUGACCCACCUUCUCUUGAGAUUUAGUUCAUGGACAGAUGUCCUGACAUUUUCUUUUAGAAUUCCCUGGUAUAAUUCAGAAUUCAUUGUUCCAUCAAUUAUGGCAAGCCGUCCUGGCCUACUAGAUGCAGCAAAACAGGCCCAAACCAUGAUACUACCACCACCAUGUUUCACAGAUGGGAUAAGGUUCUUGUGCUGGAAUGCAGUGUUUUCCUUUCUCCAAACAUAACCCUUCUCAUUUAAACCAAAACAUUCCAUUUUGGUCUCAUCUGUCCACAAAACAUUUUUCCAAUAGCCUUCUGGCUUGUCCCUGUGAUCUUUAGCAAACUUUAGCAGAUGAGCAGCAAUGUUCUUUUUGGACAGCAGUGGCUUUCUCCUUGCAACCUUGCCAUGCACACCAUUGCUGUUCAGUGUUCUCCUGAUGGUGGACUCAUGAACAUUAGCCAAUAUGAGAUAGGCCUUCAGUUGCUUAGAAGUUACCCUGGGGUCCUUUGUGACAUCGCCAACUAUUACACGCCUUGUUCUUGGAGUGAUCUUUGUUGGUCGACCACUCCUGGGGAGGGUAACAAUGGUCUUGGAUUUCCUCCAUUUGUACACAAUCUGUCUGACUGUGGAUUGGUGGAGUCCAAACUCUUUAGAGAUGGUUUUGUAACCUUUUCCAGCCUGAUGAGCAUCAACAACGCUUUUUCUGAGGUCCUCAGAAAUCUCCUUUGUUCAUGCCAUGAUACACUUCCACAAACAUGUUGUGAAGAUCAGACUUUGAUAAAUCCCUGUUCUUUAAAUAAAACAGGGUGCCCACUCACACCUGACUGUCAUCCCAUUGAUUGAAAACAUCUGACUCUAAUUUCACCUUCAAAUUAACUGCUAAACCUAGAGGUUCACAUACUUUUGCCACUCACAGAUAUGUAAUAUUAGAUCAUUUUCCUCAAUAAAUA
Neoarius graeffei (lesser salmon catfish) is the source of this 2937-nucleotide messenger RNA. It is a transcript of the gene c1qtnf1, whose product is annotated as C1q and TNF related 1. Bases 629 to 1474 code for a protein of 281 amino acids. The record is from RefSeq and is a predicted model, not a curated record. NCBI's taxonomy places the organism in Eukaryota, Metazoa, Chordata, Actinopteri, Siluriformes, Ariidae. The transcript has 4 exons. Gene Ontology annotation, molecular function: protein binding.